Messenger RNA from Daucus carota subsp. sativus, 1248 nucleotides. Its product is annotated as F-box protein At5g07610-like. Lineage: Eukaryota; Viridiplantae; Streptophyta; Magnoliopsida; Apiales; Apiaceae. Bases 1 to 1248 code for a protein of 415 amino acids. The record is from RefSeq and is a predicted model, not a curated record. The transcript is spliced from 3 exons. Gene Ontology annotation, molecular function: protein binding.
AUGGUAACUAGGAAGAACCCUAAAUCUCAAAAAUUAUGUUCACCAUCAGCAGAAUUGAUCGGGGGCAACGAUAGCUUACUGGAUCUUAUCUUUCCCCGUCUCCCUGUCAGAUCACUGACCCGAUUCAAAUCGGUAUCAAAACAAUGGUGUGCCCUUAUCUCCGAUGCCCACUUCGGCCGCCGCCACACUGUUGAAAACCCUAGUUCUCGCAUCCCCUCUGGACUCUACUUAUACAGGCCUGUCUGUUAUCGGGAUAAUACAGUUCAUUCAAUCUCUGUUGAUGAAUUAGGGCGUAAAAUUCCUUCUUGUUCAGAUACAGUUGAAAUACCUGAUCAUGCUCCAAUUAAGUUGAUGCGGAUGGCUCGUGGUUCACACUUCCGGCAUUUUGGAGAAUCUUGUGGACACUUGUACCUUGCAGGUGUCCGAGAUAAUACAGCAAAAAUUUUGAAUGUGUACGAGCUGAACCUGGUUAAUAUGAAGUGGAAUAUCAAGCACUGGGUUCAUAUUGAUCGUCUGAUAUCUUCAUUCCCACAGGUUAAUGUGAAUGGGGGAAAUCAGAUGUGUCACUCCACCCAAUCGAUAUUAGGUGUUCUUAGGGGAGAACGGGAUGAAGACUCAGCUCUUAUUGCAAAUGUUUUGGUUCAAGAUUCAGAAACUGGUCAACGGGUAGAUACCAGUGUUUCUGUGGUUGGAACUGGGCUGGAAUUUGCCAGGGGUGAGUAUUGCAAUGGUGCAUUUUAUUGGAUCCGGGUAAACAGGCUAUCUUGCUAUCGUUUUGAUAUCGAUGCUGAGAAAUUGACCCAAAUCGCUUUGCCUCCACAGGCUCGUGGUUCACACUUCCGGCAUUUUGGAGAAUCUUGUGGACACUUGUACCUUGCAGGUGUCCGAGAUAAUACAGCAAAAAUUUUGAAUGUGUACGAGCUGAACCUGGUUAAUAUGAAGUGGAAUAUCAAGCACUGGGUUCAUAUUGAUCGUCUGAUAUCUUCAUUCCCACAGGUUAAUGUGAAUGGGGGAAAUCAGAUGUGUCACUCCACCCAAUCGAUAUUAGGUGUUCUUAGGGGAGAACGGGAUGAAGACUCAGCUCUUAUUGCAAAUGUUUUGGGCACAGUUGUUUCGUAUAAUUUCAAGAGUAAGAAGGUUGAGGUGCUGCUAUCUGAGCUCCAAUGGAAGGAUGAUAUUAGGAGUAUUUCUGCUGGACCUCCAUUUGUUCCUGCAUAUCCACUGAUUGCAAGCCUACAUCAUUUGUAA